GGCAGCAAUUACGCUUUGGGGAUAAAACGAGGCGCAGAGUGCGGGCCGGGCAUUCCUCCUCCGGAGAUGGCGGGUCUGACUGCGGCGGCCCCACGGCCCGGACCCGGAGCCCUGCUCGCGCUCCCGCUCCUGCUCUGCCUCCUCCGCCCCGCGCAGCCUGGAGGGGUCCCAGGGGUGGUGCCCGGUGGUGUGCCUGGUGGCAUUCCCGGAGGCGUUCCUGGAGGCGUCUAUUAUCCAGGGGCUGGUCUUGGAGGCCUGGGAGGAGGAGGACUGGGACCUGGAGGGAAGCCACCCAAGCCAGGCGCCGGGCUGCUGGGGACAUUUGGGAUCGGUCCUGGUGGCCUCCCUGGUGGUGCCACCGCCGGGGCAGGGAUCGGGGCCUUUCCUGCAGGCACCUACCCGGGGGCUCUGGUGCCUGGCGGAGCGGCUGGUGCUGCUGCUGCUGCUGCUGCUGCUGCUUAUAAAGCUGCCAAGGCUGGGGCCGGGCUUGGUGGCAUCGGAGGGCUUGCUGGUGUUGGCGGAGUUGGCGGAGUCGGAGGACUUGGUGGCGUUGGUGGCUUAGGAGUGUCUACAGGUGCCGUGGUCCCUCAGGCCGGAGCAGGUGUUGGAGUAGGAGCUGGAGGGAAGCCAGGGAAAGUUCCAGGUGUGGGGCUCCCAGGUGUGUACCCAGGUGGAGUGCUCCCAGGCACAGGAGCUCGCUUCCCUGGAGUAGGGGUGCUCCCUGGAGUCCCCACUGGAACUGGAGUCAAGGCCAAGACCCCAGGUGUAGGCGGAGCUUUUGCCGGAAUCCCAGGGGUCGGGCCCUUUGGGGGCCAGCAGCCUGGGGUCCCCCUGGGGUACCCCAUCAAAGCGCCCAAGCUCCCAGGUGGCUAUGGACUGCCCUACACCAACGGGAAGCUUCCCUAUGGAGUGCCUGGUGCAGGGGGCAAAGCUGGUUACCCCACAGGGACAGGGGUUGGCUCCCAGGCAGCAGCUGCGGCAGCUAAAGCAGCCAAGUAUGGUGCUGGAGGAGCCGGAGUCAUCCCUGGCAUCGGAGGGGGUGGCAUUCCUGGCGGAGCUGGCACCAUUCCUGGGAUUGGGGGCAUCGCAGGGGUGGGGACUCCUGCGGCAGCUGCUGCUGCGAAGGCUGCUGCAAAGGCUGCAAAGUACGGAGCUGCUGGAGGCCUAGUGCCUGGUGGGCCAGGAGUUAGGGUCCCAGGUGUUGUGGUCCCAGGUGUCGGGAUCCCAGGCAUUGCAGAUGGAGCAGGGCCUCUGGGGCCAGCUGCAGCUGCUAAAGCAGCGGCCAAAGCAGCUAAAUAUGGGGCCCGGGCUGGAGUAGGAGUCGGGGGCAUCCCCACCUAUGGGGUCGGGGCCAGGGGCUUUCCUGGCUAUGGCAUCGUACCCGGAGUCGGGGUCGGACCUGGAGUUGGGGUCAUACCCGGAGUAGGAGUUGGAGUUGGAGGUGUCCCUGGAGCUGGCCUUUCCCCAGCAGCCCAGGCCGCCGCUGCUGCCAAAGCUGCCAAGUAUGGUGCAGCAGGAGCUGGAGCCCUGGGAGGUCUGGUGCCAGGUGCAGUACCAGGUGCAGUACCAGGUGCAGUACCAGGGGCAGUACCAGGAGCAGUACCAGGGGUAGUACCAGGAGCAGUACCAGGAGCAGUACCAGGGGCCAUACCAGGUGCAGUACCAGGUGUGCUAGGCACCAAAGGAGUGCCAGGAGCAGGGACCCCAGCAGCUGCAGCCGCUGCUGCAGCCGCCAAAGCAGCUGCCAAAGCUGGCCAGUAUGGGUUAGGCCCUGGGGUCGGCGGGGUUCCAGGUGGCAUAGGCGUCGGUCCUGGUGGUAUCGGUGUUGGUCCUGGUGGCCUUGUGCCUGGUGGUGUUGCCCCUGGUGUCGGCACCGGGCUUGGACCUGGUGGUAUUAUAGGAGCAGGGACCCCAGCUGCAGCCAAGUCCGCUGCUAAAGCAGCUGCCAAAGCCCAGUACCGGGCCACUGCCGGGCUGGGUGUUGGAGUUCCUGGGUUUGGAGCUGGUGCCGGGGUUCCCGGAUUCGGAGCUGUGGCCGCACCAGGCUCCCUGGCCGCCGCUAAAGCAGCCAAAUACAGAGCAGCAGGGGCUGGGGCUCUUGGAGGACUUGGAGCUUUUGGAGGACUGGGGCCUCUGGGCGGACCCGGGGCCCUGGCAGGAGCAGGUAUCCCUGGUGGUGUGGCAGGCAUCGGGCCUGCUGCCUCGGCUGCUGCCGCCAAAGCUGCCCAGUACGGCCUAGGGGGUGCCGGUGGGCUCGGAGCCGGAGGGCUGGGCGCUGGAGGACUGGGAGUUGGAGGACUGGGAGUCGGGGGACUCGGAGCCGGAGGACUGGGCGCUGGUGGACUUGGGGGUGUGUCCCCAGCUGCAGCUGCUAAAGCAGCCAAAUACGGUGUGGCACCCAGACCUGGCUUUGGAUUGUCCCCCAUUUACCCAGGUGGUGGUGCUGGGGGCCUGGGAGUCGGCGGGAAGCCCCCCAAGCCCUACGGAGGGGCCCUGGGCGCCCUUGGAGCCCUCGGAUACCAAGGUGGCCCCUGCUUGGGGAAAUCCUGUGGCCGGAAGAGGAAGUGAGCUUCCGGGGGGACCCCUGACUCUCGACCUCAUCAACGUUGGUGCUACUGCUUGGCGGAGAAUGUAGACCCUCAGAAACCCCACCCACCCAUCCCCACCCGGGAGGCGGCCUCGGACAGGACAAGAAAACAAGAGCAGGGUGGCCAUGGGCCCCAACCGCGAGGCCCCACUUCAGAGGCCCUGAGUGGGUGGGCUCAGCUCCUCCGCAGCCCCUUCCCACCUGGGAGUUCCCCCCACAGUCUCCAUCUCUGGGAAAAUUGGUGCUACACCCUGGUGCUCUCGUCUUCCUGGGGAGGAGGAGGGAAGGGGAGCCCUGGGGACACCCUCCCUCUCCGGGGCUCCUCUGAAGAAUGGUGCCUACAUUUCCUGGGCAGUGCCACCUCCCCCUGCCCAUCAGGAGCCACCCCUGGCUGCGGUCCAGUUGGUACCCAAGCACCGGAAACCUAAAGCUGGAUUCAGUCACUCUGUCCCCUCCCCUCUGCCCGUGGCUGUUCCCCACAUCCGGGGCACCUUCGUGUCAGAAGACCCCAUACAUACAACACUGGGAAUGGCCCCCUUGCUCUCAUGGAGCCACCUGCCCGUCUGUCCAUCCUCCCAUCCUCCCAGCCUCGUCGCCAGUCCACUGCCCAGUGCCUCUAACUGGCUGAGCACACCUGUCGUGGCAGCCUGCAACCAGCCCCCAACCCCCCCACACCCCAACGCUAGCCCAGGGUGUGAGGGGCCAUGCGGGCUGGGGGAACAGGACUCCGCUCCCCAGCCCGGAUCUCUCCACACGCAGUACUGUACCCCCGACCCUCCCUUGAGCCACCGUAACUACAGAGCAUGUCUCACCCCCCCAUUUCUUUGUGUCUCGCUGUGAUAGAUCAAUAAAUAUUUUAUUUUUUGUCCUGGAUAUUUGGGGAUUAUGUUUGAUUGUUGAUGUUCUCUUUGGGUUUUAUUUUUGUGCUGAUCUGGGGAGCUGUAACUCAGUAGAAAUUUCAUUUUAAUCACUCUGGUAUAACUCUGGAUGGAACACAUUUUUUUAAAAAAUAAGAAAGAGAAUUAACUGCUUCAGAAAAGACUAAUAAAUGAAAACCUUUUAAAGGAAA
This is a messenger RNA of Heterocephalus glaber (naked mole-rat), 3656 nucleotides long. RefSeq names its product elastin (gene Eln). Gene Ontology annotation, molecular function: extracellular matrix structural constituent. NCBI's taxonomy places the organism in Eukaryota, Metazoa, Chordata, Mammalia, Rodentia, Bathyergidae. The record is from RefSeq and is a predicted model, not a curated record.